Phascolarctos cinereus (koala) is the source of this 2630-nucleotide messenger RNA. RefSeq names its product neurexophilin 1 (gene NXPH1). The record is from RefSeq and is a predicted model, not a curated record. Gene Ontology annotation, molecular function: signaling receptor binding. NCBI's taxonomy places the organism in Eukaryota, Metazoa, Chordata, Mammalia, Diprotodontia, Phascolarctidae.
GAGACGGGCAGCAGCGAAAACCGGGAGAGGCGGCUGCUCUGGCUCCUCCUCCUCCCCGCGCCCGCCGCCGCCGCCGCCGCCGCCUCUGCCGCUGCCGCUGCCUUGGACUUCGUGUCCCGCCUCCCAGUGCAUGCCCUGGAGGGUCUCAAACCCUGCGUGUCUAGGUCUCGGAGCCUGUCUCUCAGUCUCUCUGCGCUUCUCUUUGGGUAUCGGCUCUCUUCUGGCCCUCGCUGGAGCCUACUCUAACCUCCCUCCACCUUCCCAGCCCCUUGAGCUCUCCAGUUCCCUGCGAUGUGAAUCCAGCUGGCAUCGGGGCGGCCUGGGGCUUCCUUGAACUGCGCCUACCCCUGGGUGCAAGCACGGGAGGCGUUUCGGAGUCGCUGCCUCUCAGGCUGAGCAAGUCCGAGGAACCCACCCGCCCCUGCUGAGGCAUGGAGGCGAAGCGCCCGCCGGGGGACCGCCGGCCCACUGCCAGGCACGAACCCUUGUAGCUCUAUUCUACAUGGAGCCUUCCUGGAGAGGGACCCGGUCGCCUUCCCAUUCUGCUCGGUGCGGCUGGUGAGAGAUCUCCUUCCUCUGUGAAGUGGCCGUCAGGGGGAUCUAUGUUCUUGAGGGAACAGAGACUCAGCGCAGGCGAAGGAGAGGAAGUUUGAGACGCGGGAGGAUGCAGGCUGCGUAUUGGUACGUCCUUCUCCUCUGGCAGCCUACUCUCUACCUGGUCACAUGUGCCAAUUUAACGAAUGGCGGAAAGUCAGAGCUUCUAAAAUCUGGAGGCACCAAAUCCACCCUAAAGCACAUCUGGACAGAAAGCAGCAAAGACUUGUCCAUCAGCCGGCUUCUCUCACAGACUUUUCGUGGCAAAGACAAUGGUACGGACUUGGACCUGCGCUAUGACACCCCAGAACCUUAUUCGGAGCAAGAUCUCUGGGACUGGUUGAGAAACUCCACGGACCUUCAGGAGCCUCGGCCCAGAGCCAAGCGACGGCCCAUUGUCAAGACUGGGAAGUUUAAGAAAAUGUUUGGCUGGGGUGAUUUUCAUUCCAACAUCAAAACUGUGAAGCUCAACCUGUUAAUAACCGGGAAAAUCGUUGACCACGGUAACGGGACUUUCAGCGUAUACUUCCGGCACAAUUCCACCGGGCAAGGCAACGUGUCUGUGAGCUUGGUGCCCCCAACCAAGAUUGUAGAAUUCGACUUGGCCCAGCAGACGGUGAUCGAUGCCAAAGAUUCCAAGUCCUUUAACUGCCGGAUCGAGUACGAAAAGGUUGACAAGGCGACCAAGAAUACGCUCUGUAACUAUGACCCUUCCAAAACCUGUUACCAGGAGCAGACACAGAGCCAUGUGUCCUGGCUGUGCUCUAAGCCCUUUAAGGUCAUCUGUAUUUACAUUUCCUUUUAUAGUACCGAUUACAAACUAGUACAGAAGGUGUGUCCUGACUACAACUAUCACAGUGACACGCCCUACUUCCCUUCGGGUUGAGGAGGAGCCAGUGUGGGUAAGACUGAGGCCUGAGGAAUCAAAAAGGUCAUAUGACAGGGCUGUUACUACAAAGGAGAAGGUCCCAUCUGGGGCCUGGAUUGUGUCUACGAUGCUGCUGUUGUCCACGGGCUGCCAAGAUCCCAGGGGGGACAAUCUGGUGUCAUUUCUGCCCAUUGGCUCCAUCUCUCAGUGUAGUUGUGAAUCACUGCAGGUUUUACAUAAAAUCACCCCAAGAUCACAUACACACAGACAUACAUGUACAUGUACACACAUAUUUUGGCUCGCAUUUAUUGGGACCCCUGUUUAGAGGUCUUUUAAUUCUUUGGGUCAUAAGGUUUUAGAUAACCAACCGAGGCAGAAGGGAAUAGCUAGGCAGAAUUGGGCUCUGACAGGCACUGGAGUAGAGAUAUCCUUCCAAAUCUUAAAUCCAUGGAAAUCCAUCCUUCCCUCUCACGCGUGCUCCUGCUUCGGAUAGCUGCUCUGGUAACCAAUACCAUAGGCCUAACUGCUUGUGACAAUGGAACGCGUGUUUCUAGAGCUCAGUAUUCCUUCCCAAAUGAACCCACCCACCUAGCAUCCUGUAGGCACAUUUGAGGGGGCCAUAGGAGGCCUGCUCUGUAUAAAGAUAAGUAAACCUUUGGAAUUUACAUGUGGGCACAUAUUGAGAUUUCAGCUUUUGCCCCUGGUCAUUGGCAUUGGCAGAGUUCCACUUAGAAACUCCCCAGCCACUAGAUCUCGAGGGGACAUGCCCAAGAGACAGACGACAUGUAAGUUGUAAGUGGCCAUCUUAUCUUUACUCCACACAUUGUAACAAACUCAAUAUCCUAGUCUUCAUUUGUAUGAAUGGUUUGUAUUGUACAUAGUUUAUCCCGUGUUAUUUCAGCAGCUUAUUAAUAUUAACUUGUACUUGUCUCUCUGCUUGUUAUUGGUUAUAAAAGAGAAAGGGAACGAGGAGGAGUCUGAGUCCAUGUUAGCAAUGUAGCCGUAAAUCCCCAAGCAAGACAGAACUCUGCAUCCAGCACUUACUCAGCUAACGGAUUGUUGGAAGCGAUACAUAUACACAGCAUUACAGUCUGUCUGUAGUUAGAGUUUUAUUUCUGGACGAAGAUGAAAUGUACAUAGAAAUAAAAUACUUAAAGUUCAGUUUCAA